GCGUUCGAUUACUUAUGUUUCUUCUUGAAGCGCAAGAGUUAACUUCCUUGCAAACCCAACUGUGAUGUUUUUGAAGUGGCGUGAUAAAGCUUUGCAGCCCGAAAGCGGUUACCGUAACAUACACAACACGCUAUUUGAACUAGAAUACAUUUUACACAAGUAGGUUUAGGUACAGCUAGCUGCCUGUCUGUCAUUCAAAGUAGUUUAUCCAAACACAUAAUAAACAUGCGCACCCACACAUCUGCUCUGCUAACUUGGCCAAAACUGACCACCGUAACACUUUUACUGUUGCAUUUAUUCUCUAGCUAUUUUCGUUCUUUAUUUGGUAGCAAUAAAACGUUGUGAAUAUGUUUAAUGCAGGAAAGUAUGAUGCGGCCGGGUUGCCGUUUUAUUUCCGCUAACGUCACGUGCGCAAUGUUGUUUUUACUAGCUAGCCAGUUAGCAAGCUAGCGGUAGUCGAGGUUUGUUUACGUCAACGCAUUCUAGCCCGGCUUUUGCUAACCGAGGCAAGCUAUUGGUUAGCAUUUAGCAAGUCCUUGAUGUGUUUAUCGGAAAAGACGAACAUGGAAGGAGAAUCCCAAAGUUCCUGAUUCACUUCAACGGUUGGAACAGAAGCUGGGAUCGUUGGGCUGCAGAAGAUCAUGUCCUAAGGGACUGUGAGGAAAACCGUAGAUUGCAGCAUAAACUGGCACGCAAAGCUCUAGGUCGCAUGAAGAAAAAGGGAUGGGCCAAGAGGCGGCGCCGUCAGUCUGGUACUAAAUCUUCUCUGAAGACUCUCCCCAAGGAGGAUGACAGUGAUGACGCAUGUCUGAUUUCGUCUUCAGGGAGCAGUGGCGGGGACGACUCUGAACCGGAAUCUUCAAAUAGCGGGGAAAGCACUUUCUCUGAGGAUAUCAACAAAAUGAGGGUUGAGCCUGACAUUAAUGUUAAAAGGGAAUGUGAGGAGAAGAUUGUCCACGUUGACAUUAACAUUCCCGAUGUCCUUAAGAAGAAACUGGAGGAUGACUGCUUUUACAUCAACAAGAGGAAGAAGCUCGUCAUGGUUCCCUGUCAGUCGAAUGUCGUGCACAUCCUCGAGUCCUACGUCAAGCACUUUGCCAUCAACAAAGCGUUCAUGGCCAACGAGAGGUACCGCCGUCAGCAGAGCACCACGCAGAGCAGCAGCCCACAGCCGGUCCCCCCGGAGAAGAGUGAGGAGUUGUGUAAGGAGAUGGUGGACGGGCUGAGGAUCACGUUUGACUUCACCUUACCCAUGAUCCUCCUCUACCCCUGUGAACAAGCCCAGUUCAAAAAGGUCAGCUCUUCCAGGCUUUUCCUGGCCGCCAACGAGAGCUCCCCCUGCUCCAGCAGCGCCCAGCGAGAGCGCAGCCCGAGCCCGUUGGGACACAACCCGCCCACGCCCCAGUCCACAGACAGCCAACCAGCACUCAGCGACAUCUCUGGGACCACGCCCACCGCCACAGCCCCGACCCCGAAGCGCCGGCGUCACCCCGACAUGGACUGCAUCUCAUUUCAGUCCCAGUCCCUCCGGCGCUCCACCAGGAACACAUCUGGAGGGGACCGGCCAGCGGAAGGCAGCAGUGGAGGUGGAGGCAGUGCUACAGCGUCGCCGCAGCUCAAGCGCCGUUUGGUCGACACCUCCUCUCAGCCAAAGUUUUUCCUCAACCUCGAGAGAAAAACCCCAGUGCACAGUGGCUCAUCUUCCCCGUUGCCCUUGACGCCCAGCAAAGAGCGAAGCGGUCCUUUCUAUGGCCUCGAGAGCCGGAGAAACAAUGAACUUAAUGAGGUCCUAAGUUGGAAGCUGACUCCCGAUAACUACCCUCUGCACGACCAGCCUCCUCCACCCUCCUACCUGUACGGAUCACAGCACCUCCUGCGGCUUUUUGUGAAGCUUCCUGAGAUCCUGGGGAAAAUGCAGAUCCCAGAGAGGAACCUCCGUGCCUUGGUCAAGCAUUUGGAACUCUUUCUUAGGUUUAUGGCUGAGUUCCACGAGGACUUUUUCCCUGAGUCGGCGUAUGUGUCUGCAUCCGAGGCCCACUACAGCAUGAAACAGCCGAGGCCGAUUUAUUGAAGGAGACGCCGGCCGUUUGUGUUUUCUCUCCCUUUAGCUCACCCCGUUUAGCUCGUCCCCACCGGGCCUGCCUGCGCUUGUGUGCGCCGAGGAAUAAAGAAGGUCGUUUUCACCUCUGUCCCGCUUUGCUCGUUUCAAACUGUCUGUCAUGUAAAGGCCGCUUUGCUUCAGUGUGCAGAUCCAAGGCCCGUGGAGCGUUGGCCCGAGCUCUCGUCUCAAAUAUAGCAGCUUUGGGUCGCCCGGCUGUGGAAGCAGGCACACCGGUGUCACCUGCUCAGACUUUCCUGCUCUUUAUGGCCAGCGUGCUCUGCUCUUGUUUCGUAGCGACUCCCUGUCAGCGCCUUCCGGGAUCCCCAUCCGGGCUUCUAAUGCACCCACUGUGUAAAAUAGUUCUUCCUGGGGACCUCUGUGUAGUAUUCCACGUGAGAUUCCACCAUUGUCCUUCGUCUGUCCAGCUUCAUUUUGUCCUGUGUCUCGCUGUGUUUUUUCCUUUUUUACUCAAUAUCCUGUUAGCAAGUGUUGCUUUUCGUACACAGAGCGGUGUCAUAACCUCUGAUCUUUAUUUUAAUACACAGCUAAAAUUCCGAUGCCGUUAGUAUUUGCAAAUAUUAACGAUAGCUGCGUGCAAACUUAAUUAAUCGAGUACCAGAGAGAUUGGACAAUCACUUGACUGGAUCAAAACAACUUGAGCCUAUAUGUAUGUCCAACCUAACGACUGAACUUUCUAUUAGUAAUAUUCAUUUAAACAAACAUUUGGAAUGUGAAUACAGAUGUAGAUACUUGUCCAGUUUGCUAUUUAUUUUUUCUUUGCACACCACUGGAUCACCCCACCACUCAUGUUUGGUCAAUUGGUUCUCCAAUAUGUGACAUGACUUACUGUUUAUAAGUCUUUCCGUCCCGCGUAAAAGACUUUACUGUUGUGUUUAUUCACUGCUCUGUUCAAUAAAAAGAAAACGCCUGUG
Molecule: messenger RNA, 3033 nt
Organism: Gasterosteus aculeatus aculeatus (three-spined stickleback)
Lineage: Eukaryota; Metazoa; Chordata; Actinopteri; Perciformes; Gasterosteidae
Product: MSL complex subunit 3
Biological process (GO): regulation of DNA-templated transcription; chromatin organization
Cellular component (GO): MSL complex; nucleus; NuA4 histone acetyltransferase complex
Source: RefSeq, a predicted model, not a curated record